GUGCCCAUUGCUGUUUUUUUUAGCAGCUGCUCUGGCUGAUACGUAGAUAAAGACAGCGAUAGGUCCGCCUGUACCGAUGACCAAACAGUGUAAAGACCGGAAACUAUCUUCAUAACCGACUAACGUCAAACUUGGUAACGCCUUUAUGUUCCAAAGUACAACCAGAGUACCGGUUGGCUAACAAUUUGUGCAAGAGCUGUUGUCAGCAAGGAACAAAAAUGAGUCGAAGAGGUGAAAGAAACGAGGAAACGGACAAAGCUUCUGUUUCCUCAAAUGUCGCAGACGAUUCACAGAGGAUGACAACAAUUUACGCUGUGUAUCUCAUCGCCGCUUUGGAUAUCACAUGGAUGUUUUUACAGUUCUCAGUAACCCCUUAUUUGGCAAAGAAGCUCGGCUUCGACACGUUGUGGUUUGGUUAUUUGCAAACUACAGUUGGAGUUAUUCAGCUGCUCGGGGGCCCAAUGUUUGGAAGGUUUGCAGAUCUAUUUGGGGCACGGACAGCUUUGUCCCUGGCAUGUGCUUCAACUGUUGUCUUCUUUCUGCUGCUGGCCACAGCAGACACUCCAGCCAUGUUGUUCAUCCAUAAAAUCCCCACAGUCUUUAUGCAUGUCCUCCCUGCAUCACAAAUGGUUGUUACAGACCUUACAAAACCUGAGAAACGGGCCGACGCCUUAUCCAAGCUUGGUCUGUGUUUUGGCAUCGGUAUGAUAGUUGGCUCCACAUUAGGCGGACAGCUGAGCAAACUCUAUGGGGAGAAGUUUACUGCAUGUUUUGGUACUGCAGGGAGUGCCUUCAGCUUGCUGUUGGUUUUAAAGUUCAUCCCCAAAAAUACAAAAGCUGAAACAACCAGAGGCAACACUACAGAUGACAACAGAAGAAAGUCAGUAUUCAAUCUGAGUGAGAUUACGAGGCUGAUGAAGUUUCCAACAGUGAUGCAGACUUUCAUUAUCAAGAUAGUCGCAGGUUUGCCAUCAGGCAUUUUUCAAGUGAUGUUUUCUAUCAUUGCACUGGAGUUCUUUAAGCUGCAACCUGAGCAGAAUGGCUACCUGAUGGCCUAUUUUGGCAUCGUCCAAAUGGUUAUUCAAGGAGGAGUGAUCGGUCGGCUUACGGCAAGAUACUCUGACAAUUCAUUGCUGCUUCUAUCCAUUGGAGUGUCCUCUUUUGUGGGACUGGCUCAGGCAUAUAUACAGAAUGUGUGGCAGUUCUGCUUUAACAUCCUCCCGAUGAUGUUUUCUCUCAGUGUGUUUAAUGCCAUCACAGACAGCAUGCUCACCAAGAGUGUACCGUCCUCUGACACAGGCACAAUGCUGGGACUGUGCGCAUCUGUUCAAUCUCUGCUUCGCACAGUUGGACCUACUAUAGGGGGCUUCCUAAGCUCAACAUGGCUGCACAGCUCCUGGUCCAUCAUCCUUCCAGCAGACCUCAUGGAACUCUUGGAGUUGGCCACUGGAGUGAAAGUUCAGGGUAGUGGUGAUGUGGUCCUAUCCCAGCUGCCACAGGAGUCAUUUCAGUUGCUUACAUGAGAUUGUGAGAAGUGGAAAAAGUCCAGGGUGUGUGUUGUUUCACACAUUUGAAGACAAGCUGCCCCCUCCUCAGUGAAGAGCAUGCUCAGCCUUGUGUCAGGAGGCUCAGAGCCCCAUGACGCCUGGCCUGUCCUGCACGCUCUGGUCCACACUCUCACUCCCUGACAUGUGCCAGCGAUCGCUAAUCCUCCACUGACGCCUCUCGGAAGCAUCACAUUCAACAACAGAACAAUAAAUGCCCACUGCACUGACCUCAGAGGAUUGUCGCCUCUUGCUACAUCAGCCAGGAUCUCCCAUCCUCUGCUUGUGGAAGACCAUAUUGGUUACAUAGAAGCUAAUAUGGCAUAACACAAAAGGCUUCUUUAUGACACAUGUGGCUGCAUGAAAAGUCUUUGUUGUCUUUAGGAUUAAGAGUUGGAGAUUUGAAUGUUUGAAGGUAAUAUGUCUAAAAGACAGGAUGUUGAUUGAAUUUUAAUUACAACAGAGCCGAUUAGAUAACAAUAUGGUGCAGGAGUUAAAAGCGGGAAACAUGUGCGUCUGUUUGAAUUUCCAGCCAUAAGCUUUGUUUGGAUGUUGUUUGGAUGACUCAUACAGAGCAGCAUCUGUGUUCUCCAGAGAUAAAUCUGACCAUUAUUGGUCAUAUUGUUUAGACUAUCCUGUAUGAUGUAAUGACAUGUUGUGUGGGUAUUUUGAGUUCUUAAUACAGCAGAAACAAUUGAAGUUAUUGCUGGAUUUAUCUGGGAUUUACUGUAGCUGGAUGGGUCCAUUUCAAAAUUCAGGAUAGGAUAAAGUUCUAACAAUUCUGAGAAUCAGUUAUCAGCCGUGUUCCUUCUGCGCAUCAGCAAGGCACUGUGAAAAUUGGCCUUUACUCUAGGUUAAAAGAGCUUACAUGUCUAUGAUAUUUAGUCAGGGUACUGAUUUCCUCACUCUGAUUAUCACAACAUUUGGGUGACAGAUGGUGUGUCAGUGGUAAUCCCAGCUACCCAUCAGCUUGACCCUUUGCAGUGAGCCACCUCCUCCCAAACGAUCAUGCAGCACCCUCGUCCCCAAAAUCUCACCAAGCCUGCUGAGCUACGCAGCCAAAGAGCUGCUUUAAACUGGUGAGUAAUGGCUGUGUCAGCAGUCAGUAGAUGAGCCUGAGGGUUGGGGAAGGGUUAAUGGGCAGUGGGCGGGUAUAAGAGCCCCAUUGGAUCCAUUGUUAACACCAGACGUACAGUAAACACUUACUGUACUGUGAAUUCAUGCCAACUGCAAACACAAAAAUAAUGUGAUUCAAAUGAUAAUAUGAAUAGCUCGUUUGUUCUUUAACAGCAUAAAACUGUAAAUAAUUCUGUUUUUUCUUCAUGAGCAUCUGGAAACAAUACAUACCUGAACUCAACUUUCCAGAUCAAAAAAAAGUAAACCACAUUAACAGAACAUAAACUAUCACCCUAACAUUUUUGUACAGUCAAAAAAGGGCAUGAUAACCAGGUGACACAAAAAUGUACCCCCCGGUAUGACUCAUUGUAUAAAUGCCACAGUUUUGAAUUUUCUGAAAUUGAAAAGUCUGCAUCUGUCUCCUGAUUUUGUGAUAAUUUGCGCACAUUUUUUCUCUCGCUGACAUGCCUUUUAGAAAGUACAACUCGCUUUCAUUUUGUAAAACAAAGUAGUGGCAUUGUAUUGUUAACUUCACAAAAUAUUGCAAUGGUCAGUUAAGUUGCCUCAUUUGCUGUAAGCUUCUUGUUUCCUCUGCAUUUCCACGGGGGUCCUAAUCUCAUCUAAAGUCAUCUGCCUUAAUCCACAGCAGCAGAAGCAGUGGUUGAAGUAAAUUAGGUCUUUGACUGAUAGCCAUCUGCCAACAAAUGUAUAAACAGUUUGUUUUACUGCUGCUAAUGCAGAAAUGAAAUGUAGACAGAGAAAAGUAGAUGUACAUAAUCUGACAUUAAAAAUGACUUUAAUGGAAAA
Messenger RNA from Maylandia zebra (zebra mbuna), 3467 nucleotides. The record is from RefSeq and is a predicted model, not a curated record. Lineage: Eukaryota; Metazoa; Chordata; Actinopteri; Cichliformes; Cichlidae.